Neltuma alba is the source of this 2021-nucleotide messenger RNA. RefSeq names its product UDP-glycosyltransferase 73C5-like. NCBI's taxonomy places the organism in Eukaryota, Viridiplantae, Streptophyta, Magnoliopsida, Fabales, Fabaceae. Gene Ontology annotation, molecular function: UDP-glucosyltransferase activity. The transcript has a single exon. The record is from RefSeq and is a predicted model, not a curated record. Bases 355 to 1830 code for a protein of 491 amino acids.
AAACUUUGUGACUAUAUUGUCCACCAACUGCAGUCCUCUCCCGUGUGGAGUGAAAAAUGGGAAGCUUCUUGAACAAGUGUGUAAAAAAUAAAUAAAUAAAUAAAAAAGCCGUACAUCCCCUUGCUAUGACAUCUAUCCAUGACUUGUGGAAGAAGAUCAUGGCUAUGGUCCUACCCCUCCGUUUUCUGAACCCGAUGGCGCACACCGAAUGAGCUCUUCACUGACCAAUUUGACUGUGGCAUUAUGCAAUCGCUGACACACCCACAGGAUCACAGAGGCUGCUUUAAGCAUUAGAGAUGCCCACCCUGCAACUUCAUAAUCCCUACGUCGAAGCAUAUUGAACCCCCAAUACUAAUGGAUUCGCUAUCCCAAGACCAAGAACCGCAGCUCCACGCUGUCCUAUUUCCACUGAUGGCUCAAGGCCACAUGAUUCCCAUGGUCGACAUCGCAAGAAUACUGGCUAGCCGCAAUAUUAUCAUUACGUUGGUUUCAACACCUCGUAAUGCAGAUCGCUUCGCUUCAAUUCUAUCUCGUUCUUCACACUCUGGCCUCCAAAUCCGAGUGGUUCAGCUUCAGUUCCCAUAUAAAGAAGCUGGAGUCGCUGAAGGAUGUGAGAAUCUUGAUAUGCUACCUUCCCUAAGAACCGCCAUGGGUUUCUUCGAAGCAACAAGCUUGCUACAGGAACCGGUGGAAAAGCUAUUCCAAGACUUAACACCGACGCCAAGUUUCAUAAUCUCUGAUAUGUGUUUGCCUUACACAUCCUACGUCGCAAACAAAUUCAACAUUCCCAGGAUUUCUUUUGUGGGAACAAACUGCUUCUGUCUCCUGUGUGCGCACCACGUUCGCCAUAAUGAUGUUCGGAAUAACAUAACGUCGGAAUCAGAGUAUUUUAUCUUGCCAGGCAUACCUGACCGAAUUGAGAUGAACAAAGCUCAAUUAUCAGGUCCAUUCAACGGAUGGAAAGAGUUUAGUGACCAAAUUUUUGCAGCAGAGAAAGAUGCUCAUGGGAUAAUCAUGAAUUCUUUCGAAGAGUUGGAGCCAGCGUAUGCAAGGGAGUACAAGAAAGUAAGAGGAGGCAAAAUGUGGUGUAUAGGCCCUGUUUCACUUAUCAACAAGAGUUAUCAGGAUAAGGCUGAAAGAGGAAACAAGGCAUCCAUUGACGAGUUCCGAUGCAUGAAGUGGCUUGAUUUGCAGAAGUCAAACACUGUCAUCUAUGCUUGCCUGGGAAGCUUAUGCAAUUUAACAUGGUCACAGUUGACAGAACUUGGCCUGGCUUUAGAAGCAUCAAAUAGGCCAUUCAUUUGGGUUAUCAGGGAAGGAAACGAAUCAAAGGAAUUGAACAAAUGGAUUGAAGAAUAUGGAUUCGAGGAGAGGACCAAAGCACGAGGCCUUGUGAUUCGAGGCUGGGCUCCCCAGGUAUUAAUUCUAUCACACCCUGCGAUUGGUGGGUUCAUAACACACUGUGGUUGGAACUCAACGUUAGAAGCAAUAUGCGGAGGCGUGCCAAUGGUUACUUGGCCACUAUUUGGGGAUCAAUUUUGCAAUGAAAAACUAGUAGUGCAAAUAUUACAGGUUGCCGUAAGCGUUGGGGUGGAGAGUCCUAUGAUAUGGGGCGAGGAAAAUAAAAUAGGAGUGUUGGUGAAGAAGGAAGACAUUGAGAAGGCAAUAGACAAGUUAAUGGAUGAGACAGAGGAAGGUGAAGAGAGAAGGAGGAGGGCUAGAAAGCUUGCAGAGAUGGCUAAGAAUGCCGUUGAAGAAGGUGGAUCUUCUUACUCUAACGUCGACUUGCUUAUUCAAGAUAUCAUGCACCAAAUCAACAAAGACAAGUGAUCUCUUCCAUUUUCAAGCAUGAAUUGAUCCAUCGAUGGUAUUGGAAUUGAAGUAGCAUUUGUUCAUAAUUAACCUCCCAUCAUGUUAGAUGAAGCUGAUUUCAGCAUGCAAAACCGGUGAAACACUUUCAUCGAGUCUCUUCUACUCGUAGUAACAAUUACAGAGGAUCGUAACAACCCUAUUCUACUCCA